This is a messenger RNA of Monodelphis domestica (gray short-tailed opossum), 5746 nucleotides long. The record is from RefSeq and is a predicted model, not a curated record. NCBI's taxonomy places the organism in Eukaryota, Metazoa, Chordata, Mammalia, Didelphimorphia, Didelphidae.
UUCCUACUAAACCAGGAUCUUCCAUCUCCAGAGACAAACUUUUCAUCUCAUUUGAAAGAGACCAGCUCAAUAACUUGGCCCAAGAGUCACAACUUCUGGAGGUUUCUUUUUACACCCCUAAAAAUGAUUAUUCAACAUAGCCUUCAGCUUUUCCUUAUACCUGCCUGACCUCUGGUACUACAAGGCUCAUCUAUUUAGCCUAUGGAGAUGUUGGAUUGGGAGCUUUUCCUUGCACUUCAAAACUGUCUAUGUCUCCAAUCACUAUGUAAAGCUUUGCUGAGUUCCACCCACUUGGCUCUUCCCUUCUCAGCGGUAAAACAGCUGCCACUGUCUCCUGCAGAGUCUUGGGAUUAAAAGAAAUUCCAACUCUUUACAAUCAUCUUUCAUCUCCUGGGACAGGUGACCAUGCCAUCAGCUGAAUCCAUGCAGGCACCCGUAUGUCUGGUAGAAAACAGCAAUGGAGAGCUGAUAGUAAACCAGGAAGCCCUACGGAUUCUUACUUCCAUCACCAAGCCCGUGGUGGUGGUAGCUAUUGUUGGCCUAUAUCGUACUGGAAAAUCCUACCUGAUGAACAGACUAGCAGGAAAGAACAAAGGCUUCUCCCUGGGCUCCACUGUGCAGUCUCACACAAAGGGAAUCUGGAUGUGGUGUGUCCCUCACCCCAGGAGAUCUGACCAUACCUUAGUUCUGCUUGACACUGAGGGCCUUGGAGAUGUGGAAAAGGGUGACACCAAGAAUGACUCCUGGAUCUUUGCCCUGGCCAUCCUGCUCAGCAGCACUUUUGUCUACAAUAGCAUGAACACUAUCAACCACCAGGCCUUGGAACAGAUGCAAUAUGUGACAGAGCUGACUGAUCUAAUCAAGGUCAAAUCUUCACCUAAACUUGUUGGGGAAGACUCAGCAGACUUUGUGGGCUUCUUCCCAGACUUUGUAUGGACUGUGCGGGAUUUUACCCUGGAGCUUAAGCUAGAUGGACAUCCCAUCACCUCAGAUCAGUACCUGGAAAAUGCCUUGAAACUCAGUGAAGGCAAACACCCCAGAAUUCAAAGGGCCAACCUUCCACGAGAGUGCAUCAGAAAAUUUUUUCCAAAACGAAAGUGUUUUACUUUUGAUCGUCCAACAAAUGAUAAGUCACUCUUAUCUCAUCUUGAAGAUGUCCAUGACAGCCAGCUGGAGCCCAUUUUCAAGGAACAAGCAAAUGAGUUCUGCUCUUACAUCUUUUCCAACACAAAACCCAAGACCCUUAGUGGGGGAAUCAUGAUCAAUGGAAAUCGGCUGGGAAUGCUGCUGCAGACCUAUGUGAAGACCAUCUCUAGUGGGGAUAUUCCCUGCCUGGAGAAUGCAGUGUUGACAUUGGCUGAGAUUGAGAACUCGGCUGCUGUGCAAAGAGCUACUGACCAUUAUUUGGAACAGAUGGCCUGCAAGGUGGACUUCCCCACAGACACUCUCCAGGACCUGCUGAACCUACAUGCAGACUGUGAGAAAGAAGCCAUCUCCAUUUUCAUGAAGUAUUCUUUCAAGGAUGAUACACACAAGUUCCAGAAGAAACUGGUGCAAGACUUAGAAACAAAGAAGAAUGAUUUCAUACAUCAGAAUGAGAAGGAAUCAACUAAAUAUUGUCAAACUAAACUUGACUACUUCUCUCAGACCCUGAUGGAAGCCAUUUCUCAAGGCACCUUCUCUGUGCCAGGGGGUUACAAACACUACAGAGAAGAGAGAGAAAAAAUACUGAAUAAUUAUGAUCAACUGCCCAAGAAAGGGGUGAAGGCCCAUGAGGUCCUCCAAAAGUUUCUACAGUCUCUUGCAAUGACAGAAGAAUCCAUCCUGCAGACAGAUCAAGCACUCACUGACCAGCAGAAAGCUUUGGAAGUUGAACAAGUCAAAAGAGAAGCAGCUGAAAAGGAGAAGGUGUUAUUGGAACAGCAACAGAAGGAAAUGGAGCAGAAGAUGGAAGCUCAGCAGAGAACUUAUGAAGAAAAUAUAAAGCAAUUGAAAAUUAAGAUGGAGGAAGAGAGGGAACAGAUCAUGAGAGAACAGGAAAAGAUGCUGGAACAUAAGCUAAAGGAACAAAGGCAGCUCAUGGAAGAAGGGUUUAAUGAGAAAGCUGAACAGAUGAACAAAGAGAUGGAUGACCUACGAACAAACAUUUCUAAGAGUCAAAAGUCCUCUUGGUGGUCCUCAGUUUUAGAUGCUGUUAGCACUGGUUUGAUGGUCAUAUUACCUGGUGCAGGAAAACUUGUUGGCCUUGGGAUGAAGUCAAUUGGCAAUUUGUUCAAGUAAUCAAAUGGGUUUCAGUUUCUCAAAAGAAAGUUUUAGAAUAUGAUUGUCUUGCUAUUAAAAAAAAAAAACACAUAUGGUAUUAGUGGGACAGAUAGGAGACUUGGUGGAUUGAGAGCUAGUCCUAGAGACAGGAGGUCCUGGGUUCAAAUCUGGUUUCAGAUACUUCCUAGAUGUGGGACCCUGAAUAAUUCACUUAACCCCCAAAACCUAGUCCUUACCACUUUUCUGCCUGUAACCCAGUAUUGAUUCUAAUACAGAAGGUAGGGGUUUUAUUAACAAAAACAUGACACCAAGACCUCCUUGUGUGUGUUUGUAUGUUUUCUGCUUCUAAUACACUUCUAAAAGUAUUAAGAAGGAAAGCUGAUGCUUCACCAGAAAAGAUAAAAAAAAAAACCCUGGAAAAAGUUCCCAUGAAGUACAUCCAUCUUCUCAGUGUUAGUUAGAUGACUUCAUCCCCCUAAGUGAAAGGCUUCUUUCCUUUAAGCUAAAUGGUCUGAAAAGCAGAAAGCUUGAAUUUUCCCCUUUCUUUUAAUGGCUUCAGAGGUAGAAGGAGGCUGGACAAGUCAUAGAAUCUAACUGCCUCAUUUUACACAUGGCUCCUUGGUGGUGCUAUAAGGAGAGAGACUUAAAGUCAGGAAGACCUGAGUUCCAAUCUGGCAUCAGACACUUAUAAGCUGCAGGACCCUAAGAAAGUCACUGAAACUCUCUAAGUCUCAGUUUCUUCAUCCAUGAAAUAGCCCCUACACCUCACAGGCUAACUGUGAGGAUCAGAUGAGUUAAAGUUCCUUGGAAACCAUAAAGUGCUAUAUGAAUGUGAGUUAUUCACAGUAUAAACAUGAAGCCCAGAGAUACUCUGUAGUCUACCCCAAGUCGCACAGGAGACAGACAGGGCUUAAACUGAAGCCUCUUGACUCCAAAUAUGUUAUGGUAAUCAUGGAGGACCAAUCCCUUGGUCUCUCUUCAGAGAUGACAACACAAAUUUGUCCCUGGGCUUCUUCAGAUUCUUAGAAGUUCAAGUGGAAUCUCCCCUGAUUUCAGAACUCCCAACUAUAGGCCGAAGUAGCAAGAUUUAUGUGUGAUCAACAGAAAGUGUAUUGAAUUUGUUAUCAGAAUACCUGAGCUCAGCCAACCCUGACACUUAUUGCCUGCCAGACCUUAGAUGAAUAACUUUAUUUUCUCCAGUUUGUUUCUGCAUCUGUAAAAUGAGGAGGCUCAACUAAAUGAUCUCUUGGGUUCUUUCCAGCUCUAAAUCCUAUUUCUUUUGAAUAGGGGUCUCAGAAUCCCUUUUCUAUGCUUGUCCAGAAGAUGUCCAACAUUAGUGAGUUUCCUAAUCCUAUUAACUGUGUAACUUGUGUCCUUAUAACAUCCAAGCUCUGUGUUAACUAAUAAAUUAAGAAGUCAGUCUAGUUAUAUACUUUGUGACAAACCUAAAUAUGGCUCUUUGCAACUUCUAACUCAGAGGUUCCUAAACUUUUUUAGUUCCUCAUUUCUAUUUCCUUCACUACUACCUUCAAACUAAUUGUUUUGCAUUUAAAGGUCUGUUUUAUAGUCCUCCUUUUCAAAAUAAGACUUCCUUCUAGAACAUUGUGAAAUGUGUCUUCAUGUAAAUCAGAUAUAGAAUCCCCACAUGUUGUACAUAUCUAACAUAUAAGAAGCAUAAAAUAUGAACUCGAAUUCUCAUGUGUAUUUCAAGAGAGAAAUUUAUGGCCAUGCAUGGCAUUAUGGAUAACAGAGAGCUUGCUUUGGUGCCAAGGAGACCUUAUCAUACCCAUACUGUUUGUGUGACUCUGAGUAAGUCAUUUAUUUGUACUUGAAUUCAACAACUAUUUAUGACUAUAAAUUAUAGAGAAUAUGUGGACCCUCUUUGCAAGAGAAACAUCUUCAUACAGAUGAUCCUAGUACUAAUUUAGUCCUAGUCCCUAUAUUCAAUGGUGUUAUAGGGAGGGUUCAAAGGAAGGGUUAAACAAGCUCUCUCUCUCUCUCUCUCUCUCUCUCUCUCUCUCUCUCUCUCUCUCUCUCUCUCUCUCUCUCUCUCUCUCUCUCUCUCUCUCUCUCUCUCUCUCUCUCUCUCUCUCUCUCUCUCUCUCUCUCUCUCUCUCUCUCUCUAUAUAUAUAUAUAUAUAUAUAUAUAUAUAUAUAUAUAUAUAUAUAUAUAUGUUUAUUUAACUAAAAGGAGGAGAAAAGGGAAGGGAAUCAGGGACUACCUUACUUCUAACCCCACCAGAAAUAUUAAAACCUUAAACUUUCUAAAAUUAUAUUAACCUAACUAAUUAAAGAAGUAGUUAAAGAUAAAGAGGGGUUUGUAGGGACAAAAACAACAGGGGCCCAAAGAAAUCUCACAACUAAGAGUCUUUCUUUACUCCAGACAGCAGAGGAUGAAGAGUCCUCACAGGAUUCAGGAGGGAAUGAGGAUUAACACACACACACACACACACACACACACACUGUCCACUAGUGUGGGAUAAUCUCUCAUUCAACUACUCCUUCAAGAUGGUUCAAUUUCUUGGCAAUUCCAAAGUCAUUUCUCUUCAGAGAGAGACACCUCCACUCCUCUGUAUUCUUAUAGGGGGGGCAACUGUCAGUCCCCAACUGUCUCUGAGCUACUCAGAGCUUGAGAAUGUUGACCCAGUUUUGCUCUGUGGAAUCUGAAUGCAGAAUAAGAGAAAUUAAUGAAGAAUAUAAACUAAAUAAUAAUGAAAUUGUAAAUGGGAACAAUGAUACUAGCAUGGAGAAUUUAAGGACCAAUGAGAGUAAUAUAAAAGGUAAUGGUACAAAAUCCUGGGAAAGUCAUUUAAUUUAAAUAGAUGUAGACUUGGAUGGACAGUAAAUGACUGAGCUUUGUACUGAUGGUAGUGUGCUUCCACCAAUUCUUGAAACCUUCUAAUCUCCAAAUAAUACAGAACCCUAUGUUUCUGUAACUAUAGGGUAUCAGAUAGAUAUAUGAUUCUUUGGUGGAUACUGGAGCCAAUAAAUCAGUUUUGCAAAGUCUUCCUAAAGAUUGUAAAACUGUUGGUACUAUGAAAGUGAUUGGAGCUACUGGAAAACCAGAGAGAGUAGCAAUCAUGUACAAUGGGUAGCACGGAGCAGCUAUCAGAUGCAAAAUAGUCCCAGUUUAGAGCUCUUCAGUACAGAGUAUUUAUAUAAUUCAAUUAAAGAAGUAAUAAUAGUUCAAUUAAACAGUGAUUACCACAUGUCGGGUUUUAUUUUUUUUUAAUUUCUUAAAGAUCACUUUAAAGAAUUUCAGAAGCAAGCUUUUCGUGGUAUUUUAGAAAACUUAUUUUCUGAUAUAUCAGCUAUUACUUGAACCAUUUGCUAACAUAUUAUAGGGCAGUUAUAAACAGUAAUACUGAAGUCUUUCCCCUUAGGAGGAAAAUUUUAUUUUAGAGGAAAAUAUAACCCAUUGAAUAUUUAAUAGGCUUUCAAACAAUCUUACUAUAUUAAAAGACAGCAAUUUAUUUUAGCCAAA